This is a messenger RNA of Anguilla anguilla (European eel), 4211 nucleotides long. RefSeq names its product cylindromatosis (turban tumor syndrome), b (gene cyld2). Gene Ontology annotation, molecular function: K63-linked deubiquitinase activity; cysteine-type deubiquitinase activity. The record is from RefSeq and is a predicted model, not a curated record. Bases 285 to 3095 code for a protein of 936 amino acids. The transcript is spliced from 14 exons. NCBI's taxonomy places the organism in Eukaryota, Metazoa, Chordata, Actinopteri, Anguilliformes, Anguillidae. Gene Ontology annotation, biological process: protein K63-linked deubiquitination. Gene Ontology annotation, cellular component: cytosol.
UAUCUCAGAUGGGUUUCGCCAUUCUUGCGUUUGGAACAUCCCACAAACACUAACACUACUACAGAACAAUACGACUUCUAGCCUACGCACACGCCCCGAGCGCCCCUUGGAGUACAUCGCUGACGUUAGUUUCAGUCAGUUCACAGAUAGUUCAAAUAGAACACUUCGCUUCAACUUCCUGAAACCAGCGCUUACUGUAGGUCCAACUUUUCCAGCCAAACAGAUGGCAGCGCAAUACCAGUAGGUGUUGGGGGAAACCGUGAAGCUAUGCUGUAGGCAAACGGAUGCCUGCUGUCACACUGCCUACUCGGAGCUUUGAGGCAACCGCACGGACGGUCCAACAGUUGCAGGUGGAGCCGCGGCUAGUGGUGGUUAUGGAGCGCAAAGAGGGACGGAAGGACAGGUUCUUUAUCGUCACCAGGGGAAAGGCCAGAAGCAGCCACAAGGGGGCGUCCAAGGGCUCCAUCGGCUGGUUGGAGGCAGAGACUCCGCGAGGGGAGCUCGUGUGCCAGCUGUACGGCAGCUCAGGCAGCUGUAAGGGGGCCGGGGUGGUGAAGUGCGAGGACACCUACCCGCUCUCGCGCCAUCAGGCACAGCUCCUGCUCUUCGUCUUGCCCCCGCACAAGAGACUGGAGCUCCUGUGUAACCCGCAGCUGUUUGCCGCCAUCUGUGACCUUGCCCAGGACGACCUGGUGAUGGUGAAGCACAAGAGAGGCCUCCAGCCAGGGCUGGUCAAGAACUUGAUGAAGAUCGGGAGGCGGGAAAACCCCAGCGACCUGCUCAUGCUGGGGUUUGAGGUGGAGCUUCUGGACACGGAUCAAAAGUCAUCCCCCAAGAAACAGGCUCCACUUCCCCUUGUCAGUGCUGGGGACAUCAUUCAGGUGCUCCCCAAUUAUACCCCCAAACCCCAAAACUUCUCUACUGAGAGAGAAAGGCCGAGGGACGGAGACAGGCCGUCAGAAGGCAUCAGCACACGGGCCAUCUCUCGGAUCCACUCGCUCCCCAAUUUGAGGUCCCGCAGUAGGCAGGUGGGGGGAGGCCCUCAGAAGGUGGGCCGGGUCCCCGCCCUGCAGAGCCCCUUGGAGGUGGGGUCCAUGGUGGAGGUGGAGGUGGAGGCAGAGGGCGGGGUCACAGUGUACGGGGUGAUGCGGUGGAUGGGGGUCCCAGAAGAGCAUACAGAUGACUGGGCGGGGCUGGAGCUGGACUAUGAGGUGAGUGGCUGCACUGAUGGGACGUUUAGAGGACAGCGUUAUUUCACCUGUGAGGGGAACAGGGCCCUGUUUGUGCCCCUGGGUGCCUGCAGGCCAGACGGAAGGUUCCAGUCCCAGCCUGCUGUGGAGGUGCCCCCCCAGUACUGUGACAAACCCUCAGACAUUUCCGUGGAGGAGGAGGCUGAAGACGCCCCACCUAUCCCUGAAUCGGAGGCCCUGUCUCUGCUGGAGGGGCGCAUGAAGGGCAUCCAGGGGCACUACAACUCCUGCUACCUGGAUGCUACACUCUUCAGUCUGUUCAGCUCCUCCAUGACUCUGGACAAUCUGUGCCACUGCACUGCAGACACAGGGGGAGAGCUACUGCACAUACUCAGGAAACGCAUCAUCAACCGUCUCCGCAGGCAAGGCUUUGUUCCGGCUGAGGGAGUGAUGAGUUUCCGGAAGCAGUUGGGAUGCAAUUCCUUCAUGACAGAGGAGAAAGACCCAGAGGAGUUCAUCACUCUUCUUCUACAGCAAGUGCUUCACGUGGAGCCACUCCUUAAAAUAAGGUCGGGCAGCAAGACAACCCAGGAUGCCUACACCUUCCAGAUCAUUCUGGAGAAAGAGCAGAUGGGCCCCCUACCCACAGUGCAACAGCUGCUGGAAUCCUCCUUCCUCUCAUGUGACCUCAAGUUUGAAGAGGUCCCAGCCUGUUUGAUGGUCCAGAUGCCCAGAUUUGGGAAAGGGUACAAAAUGUUCCCCCAAAUCCUUCCCUCUACAGAACUGGAUAUUACAGACCUCCUGCAUAAUGCUACUCGGGAGUGUUUCCUUUGUGGUAGGAGGGCAGAGGUGGAGUGUGUUGGGUGCUUAAGGGAUCGAAAACUACAACCGGGCAGAAUCAAACAGUACUGCAUCACUUGCAGCACACAGGUGCACUCCCACCCUCUGCGGCAGGACCACACCCCCAGGAAGCUGGCAGUGCCAGCGGACUUGCCUGUAGGUGACCCCACUCCUAGGCAGGUGCUGGAGCUGUUCGCUGUGCUCUGUAUCAACACUAGCCACUACGUCUCCUUCGUCAAGUUUGGCCCCGCCCCCCGCUCCUGGCUCUUCUUCGACAGCAUGGCAGACCGCUGUGGGGAUGACCAGAAUGGCUACAGUGUUCCAGAGGUGAAGGCAUGCCCAGAAGUGGGUGACUUCCUGUCACGGCCAGAGGAGGACCUCGCUAUUGACCACAGCAACACUGGUGAUCUGGUGAAGAGGCUCCUGCAGGACUCCUACAUGUGCCUGUAUCAGCGCCUACCAGCACAGAGGGUGGUGCCAAAUCACCAAACAUCACCAGCACAGAUAACCAUGCCAAAUCAUCAAACAUCCCCAGCACAGAUAACCAUACCAAAUCGCCAAACAUCACCAGCACAGAUAACCAUACCAAAUCGCCAAACAUCCCCAGCACAGAUAACCAUACCAAAUCACCAAACAUCCCCAGCACAGAUAACCAUACCAAAUCACCAAACAUCACCAGCACAGAUAACCAUACCAAAUCGCCUAACAUCGCCAGCACAGAUAACCCUGCCAGAUCACCAAAUGCUUCCAUCACAGGUGGCCAAGCCAAAUUGCCAAAUAACACCAGCACAGAUAACCAUGCCAAAUCACAAAGCAUCAUCAGCAAAGGUGACCUUGCCAAAUCACCAAAUGGCUCCAUCACAGGUGACCAUGCCAAAUCGCCGAACAUCACCAGCACAAAUAACCAUGUCAAAUCACCAGACAUCACCAGCACAGAUAACAGUGCCAAAUUACCAAACAUUACCAGCAAAGAUGACCCUGCCAGAUCACCAAAUUGCUCCAUCACAGAUGACCAUACCAAAUUGCCAAACAUCACCGGCACAGAUAACUCUCCAGUCAGUAUAACCACAAACAAUGUCUGCUUUUACUCUGACUUUACACGUUUCUUAACAGAAAAAUAGUCCCUUUUUUCCGAUGGACUUAACCAGUCCCCCUCCCAAUUAAAACAUGGUCCUUGGUUCUUUAACUUUGAGUAACAAAUUAAAAUGAUUUCCUUUUCCCAAUAUUUAAAAUAUCACUAGUUCAAUGCUCACUGAGAUUAAUGAGAAGUAUUGGGUAUGAUUCCACAAAAUAAUGUUAGACUUGCUGAUGUGUGCUUAUAGUGAUCGCUCAAAGUGAAGGUCAAUCUGUGGCAAGGACCUCCCCCCCCAGCCAGGGCAGAGCGUUCCUACGGCAAUGGUGCUGUGACCUUGUGGCAACGCUGCUGCGUGUCAGCACCAUCAGUCACACCACUGUUUUGGGAACUGCGUGUUUUAGCCGUGCCUGAGCUGGUCAUGCCAAAGCAGAUGAAGGAGACACAGAUAGCAGCAUGCUCACCCCCUCACGGUCAGCCAAGGCCAGCUGAUCACACUCUAAUCAGCAUGUGUGGGGGGCAGCACGGCCAUUUGUUCCACAACUCAUUCACUGUAAUGUGAACUUUAAAUGAAUUUUAACCCUUUGAAGAGAUCUGUUCUCUGCACUCCUUUGCCUCCUCCUUGGCCAUCCCUCUUUUCCACUGAUUUGUGUCUCUGAAUCUAUGCUUUAGCUCAAACACUGAAACAGGGUAUGCAAAAAUAAUGAUGAAGGACAGUAUGAUGUUAAUGUUAAAAACAUGCACUAUAUCCACAAUAAUGUGACAUUUUUCUUUCAUUAGAUGAAGACUGUUGAAUAGCCCAAUUAUACAAAUGAAGGUUAGUACAGUAUUGCAGCUUGCAGGAUGAAAUAAAGAAGAUUUAAUAAGUAAAAUGAAGAUGACAGGAAAUGUGCUGCAUUCUCCCCUGCUCUUGUCAUAAACCGAUUACCUUCCUCUACUCAAAUGAUUUUAUCAUUUAUCAUUGCCAGUACACGGUCUGUCACUUGUUGAUGACUGUAAUUUAGCUGAGGGUUUCUGGGUAUAUUUAAGUGUGAUUGAGUCUAUGUACACUAACGAUGAGAGCAACUGGAUUUUUGUUGUUGAAGAUUAAAAACAUAUACCCACUAAUA